This is a messenger RNA of Marasmius oreades (fairy-ring Marasmius), 1187 nucleotides long. RefSeq lists its product as uncharacterized. Lineage: Eukaryota; Fungi; Basidiomycota; Agaricomycetes; Agaricales; Marasmiaceae. The coding region runs from base 786 to 1187 and encodes 133 amino acids. The record is from RefSeq and is a predicted model, not a curated record. The transcript has 7 exons.
UUCGACCCAACGCCGUGCACCUAAACUCUCACUCCGAGCGACUCCUUAUUUGCUAGGAAAAUCCAUCUCGCAUCGAUAGAAAUACAAUGGUUCAGCUCGAGGCCGUCCUAUCAUGGUGAGAUUGGUGCCAUCGGCGUCAUGAGCGUUUCGCUCUAGGUACGACUUGGUCAUUCCAACAGCUAGUUGCCAACGAAUAACAACGGAUUUUGAUGCAUUUGAUGGUCCACGUCCGGUGGGCCAUGCGGCAACAAUUAUAACUUGUCUCACAGCUUGCUACCAAUGACGGUCUUUGACGAAAAAGCUGUCCGUCGAGCACAAGUGGCGAAAUGAUUGCGGAUAACAUCGACCAGUUUGAACUUCCUGUAGGUAGUAUUCAUUGCCACACUGGAGGUGGCAACGAUUGCCUCGAAUAACCAAUAAAUUGACGUCCCCAAAUGGAGGAUAUCUUCUAGGACCUAUCUCCAAGCGUGUAUUCAACGUCAGCUCCAACAUUUGCCGAACCACAACCUACGGUUCAUGAGCGUGUCUUUGGUCCACAUUCCUCUAGCCCUUUCCCUUUUUUUUCUCCGGCUCUCCUAAACAACGGACGUUAUUUGUUUUGUUGUAGAACGACCUCAACACGUUCAAAAACAACUUCGCUGGCGUUCGAUAUGAUGUCAGACCUAUACUCAGUUAUGAUUUCAUAUCCACAUCGCGCCACACCAGCAACUAUAAAAGACUAAUUAUAAGACUUUCCCCUCCCACCUACCACAAAUAACAACUUUACAAACUUCGAACACCCCAUCAUGUCUGGUCUCAGCAACAAACAAGAAUUCACGAGAACGAUUGAAAGAACGAACCAAGGAAUAGUCGACGGUCGUCCGGAAGGACAAAACCCACCUAGAGCACCAGUCACACGCGACACCGUCGUCGACAAAGACGCUUCCCUAUCCGAGUCAUCUGGACCAAUGUAUACCUCAGCUUCCGACACACUAGGAGGAGCGACCUCUGCCGAUGUUACCCAAAGCAUGGGUUACCCAGGAAGCGGUAUGUCUUCGAAAGAGUUGCAUCAUGAUGGAAAGCCAGGAAGAAAGAGAGAUGGUCAAGGUGUUGACCAGUGGGGUCCACCAGGAGUUGCGCAGACCGAGUUGGAUAGAGCUCAAAGGGAGACAGGGAGAGAUAGGGAAGCGUUCGCGCAAGAUCAGUGA